Molecule: messenger RNA, 3760 nt
Organism: Limanda limanda (common dab)
Lineage: Eukaryota; Metazoa; Chordata; Actinopteri; Pleuronectiformes; Pleuronectidae
Gene: sec22c
Product: SEC22 homolog C, vesicle trafficking protein
Exons: 7
Coding region: 274-1185 (303 amino acids)
Biological process (GO): endoplasmic reticulum to Golgi vesicle-mediated transport
Source: RefSeq, a predicted model, not a curated record
UGUGACCAGGAAGCAAAUAGCACGUUAGCUCGUUUGCCAUUUGUUUUUUUUUUACCGGAAUCUGUGACGUAAAUUCAACACCCGGUUAUUCGGUGGCUCGGUUUUAAUCGCAGUUAAUAUAAAGUGUAGAGUUUGAAGUCGUGGCUAACUUCCUGCUGCCGGUGUAUUUGUUUGCUAUGAUGCUAGUUAGCUAAGCUACAGUAGCUAAGGAACAAGGUGCAGCAUGAAAGCCAUGAUAAUGAGGCAGUGUGUUCUUCAUGGACCCAGAAGAUCAUGUCUCUGAUCCUGUUUGCCUUCGUGGUUCGGGUCAGGGAUGGACUCCCCCUGUCAGCCUCCACAGACUUUGAACACAACCAAGAGCUCCAGGAGAGGAAGCAGCAGCUCAGGACAAUCAGCAAAGUGCUGGGACGCUUCCCUGACAGAGGCUCCGUCAAGGGCCAGGAGCUCAACAUAUUCUUCAUCUCUUCAGAGGGUGUAUCCUACAUGACUGUGUGCCACUGCAGCCUCCCUGUUGCUAAGGCCUUCUGCUUCCUGGAAGAUCUGCGCUGGGAGUUCACAGCAUGUUUCAGUAGCACUGUUGUUACCUUGGCAGCCAGGCCAUAUCCAUUUUUGGAAUUUGACGGCACCAUUCAGAAGUUGAAGCAGCAGUACAACCAGAGUGGUGGUCCGGCCCUCGAGGUGACGCUGGCAGAAGUCCAGGAGGAUUUGAGGAUCCAUCCACUACAAGUGAUUAACUUGGAUGAGGUGGAGCUCACCAACGGCAUCGCAAAUGGGCAUAUGGAGCAAGGUCCUGGAUCUGGUCCGAAUGUGAGACUUCAACCAGUGACGGCGCCGGGAAUCCUUUCUCUGGUCCUGAACAUUGUGUGUGCGUCGUUGAACGUAAUUCGUGGUGUGCACCUCAUAGAGAACACGUUCCAGGACGACUACGAAGGCAUAUGGAAUGUUGUGGCAUUUCUUCUGGCGUUUGUCUGCUGUGUGUCUCAGUGCCACCUCUACCUGUUCCAUUCAUCCCUGAAGAAACUGGUGUCCUUCACUCUGUUGAGCGUGGUCGUCCUAUGCAACUUGUACCUGCUGGGCCUGAGGAACAUAUGGCAGAUGAUCUUUCACAUUUCAGUGGCCUCGCUCUCCACCGGCCUCACCCUCACCCGCAAAGUCCAGGACAGAACCAAUGACUGCGGGGUGUGAGGAGCUCAGGAUACUUAACAGUGUUGCACCGCACCCAGCACAGGUGAGAAUAACAUUGAAGACAAUGUGUUGAUCCAUACGAGUUAUGGUGAUGCCCUGCCCUUUAACAAAAACAUUCACAAACUUUGUGUCAUCAUAGACAAUGACUUGUGUACUUGCACUUUGUGUGAACUGUUUUCCUACACUGCACCAAACAUACACUGUAUGCAGUUUUUUUUUCUGGAUUCUUACAAAUAUCUUGUAAACCCUAAACUAACUCUGUAAAAUGAAGGAAGAAGGAGAUGCAAAUGUUGAUAAAUCUCCGUCACACCCGUCCUGUUCUAAAUGUUUGUGAAGGGAAUGCAGGUGUUAGCUUUUUUUAGAUAUUGACCAAAGGUGUUCUCAUAGAAACUACAAUGUUGUUGAAGCUGGUUAUACUUGGGAUUUUAAAAUGAAGCGCUCAGUAUUAUUUCUGCAACCACAUGUCAUUGAUUAUCUUUGCAAUAAUCAGUUUACAAUGCUCGGUGGUGGUUCUUGAUUGUCAUUUGAUUUAGUUAUACUUGAAUAAUAGGCAUUUGGAAGAUAAUUAAAUACUCCAUUAGGUAUUGGUGGCAGUGAGAUAUUUACACUAUCAAACUAGUUUGAUUAAAAAUUUGAGAAAUCCAUGUAAAGUUAACGCAGCUUUUUUAUUUGUUUUUAAUUAUUUGCUCAACCGGCCACAAAAAGUGCCCAAAUUCAAAGAUGUAAUUGUUAAACAAUAGGUUGUUUCUGCCUUAUAAUGUGGGAUGAUGCGAAUAUAAUUGAUUCCAUUUAUUUAAUUUCAUCAUCUGAUAAAGAGAUUCACCGGUAAGUGCUCAGCAAGCUCAACUGUAAGUGCUCUGUUCAUAAUAACUUCACAGAAAAGACAUCAGUACUGAGACAUAUCUUUUACUCACAAUCUACAUUCAACACAGCUUUUGUCUCAUUUAUCACACAAUCUCCAAAUCAAACAUUUUUGUACAGUCAAAGCAAAUAUAAGUGUUUUACUUUCAUCUUAUUCUACUAAUCCCUACAUUGUAAAAAUGUAAACUGCGGGUAAAAAUAUGAAAGCACUGAUUAGAAGGGUAAUUAUUUGAAAAUGUCUAAAAAAUAUAUAUGUCUGCACUAUUCGGUUCCUUUUGUUUGUCAUUGUUGAAUAUAUUCCAUAUUGGGUUUAGCUUAAUGAUAUUUAAUACCGGAUUCCAGUUUAUUUGAUUGAGUUUUUUUGUGUUUGCUCCUUAAUUGUUAUAAACAUAGAAAUCGUAUGAUUCCACUUUUAUAUUUCAACAUAGGAAACAUCAUUGUAGCGCUGCUUAAUAACUGCAAGUCUCCUUGAGGGUAAUUUUGUAUAUUUAUCUCCUUAGUUAAUCAGUUUUUAUUGCUGAAAUGCUGCACUGGUGGCAGUUAGGCAAAGGAAAUUCAAGUGUUAGUUGAUGGUGAUAGUUUUGUGGCUGCUGUAGAACUUUAGAUGCUUUGCCUUUUUAUUGAAUUGUUCUCUCAUUUAAUCAGGAAAGUGAGACGGACAACAAACAUUUUAUGACUCUGCUCAGACCUGGUUUUAAUGUCUGUUCUGAGUUAGUACAGAUGUGAACAGUCACCAUGCUUCCUCAAUGCGUCUUUAGAUCCACACACACAAACACGUUGAAACUCAAAAUCAUUUGUUCUUGUCAACAGAAAUUAUAUGUUCAUUUGUAUUUUGGAGAGGGGAAGUCCGAUCCUAUCACAAGUCGUCACCAUGGAGACAUAUUCAGGAGGCAUUUUAAUGCCAGGUGUGAACAGACGAACUUAGUGCACUUGUGAUGGGAUCUUCUUUAGGGGAUGUUAGUACCAGGCCUUUAUCUCGUCCAACAAGCCAAAGGUCCUUUACCAUAAAGUACAAGUUGUUCAGAAAAGCAAGUUUUGCUUGUAGUUUAGUCCAUAAACUUUGUGAUUGCUGAUUUUAAAAUGUUUUAAACACAGUAAACAAGUCAAAGUACUAAUGAUGCUGCAUGUUUUUUUCUGUGAUAUAAUACUUUUGAUACGAACUCACCAUUUCCACUCAGAUAAGUGCAUAUUUACACCAUUUUAAUUCCACUGUUGACCGAAUGUAAUGUAAGAAUGAAAUGUUUUAAAGAUCCAAGCAGAACCAAAUAAUGUGGAGGAUAUUUUAAUACUCAAAAAGAGCAUUAAGGAUACCAAUGUUUAAUAUGUGGGUAUUUAAACAUACAGUAAAUGUAUUGUUCAGGUGAAACAUGUGGCAGCCAUCUUUUAUUUAUUAUUAUCGGAAUUCUUGACAGAAAACAGUUUGUAAAUUUGAUAAUCAUUGACGUUCAGAGAAGAAAGCUGAAGGACGAUGUGUCAGUCUCCAGGACACUUUGUCUUGUUCAAUACAAAAUCCUGCAACUUGUUUUUAUAUUUAAUGAGACUCACACGAGGUUGAUGCAGCUGUGUUUGUGUCUGCAGCCUGUUUAUAAUGAUGAGAACUUACGGGGAUAUUGUCAUUCAUUGUAUCUGCCAAAUACACUGGUGUUUACGGGGCUUUGUUUUUUUCCUGCAAUGGUAAAACUGACAUUUCAUUAAUAAACAGUGUCUUUUUUUC